Messenger RNA from Trichoderma reesei QM6a, 933 nucleotides. RefSeq lists its product as uncharacterized. Bases 1 to 933 code for a protein of 310 amino acids. Lineage: Eukaryota; Fungi; Ascomycota; Sordariomycetes; Hypocreales; Hypocreaceae. The transcript has 3 exons. The record is from RefSeq and is a predicted model, not a curated record.
AUGAGCGGCCUCAAGAAACUGCUCCAGAAUAUCACCGGACACAAGAGUGACGACUCCCUCCCAGCUCAAGCUCCGGCUCCCGCCCACCGCUGGUCAGGCAUCGACAACACCCAGCCCGCCGGCACAAACCCCAUCACCGCCUUCACCGUCGAAUUCCUCGGCGAGCAGCGCUCCCUCAACAGCGCGCACCGGCGGGACCUCGGCUUCGCGGGCCACAUCGGCGGCAAAUGGUACGGCGUGUACGGCGACACGCUCUGGAGCAGCCCCGGGGUGACGGACCCGGACGGGGACCCGGAUCCGGACGGCUUCCACGGCAUGGUGCGCAACUCGGUGGCGAUACUGACGGAGGAUCCGCUGGUGGUGAGAGACUGCCAUUUGAACGGGGACGAGCCCGUGGCGCAUCCGAGGCAGUUUACGCCGUUUGAGGAGCGCUGGGGGGAGAGGAUAGAUACGGGGUUUGGGGGGACGAGUUUGGUGGAGGUUGAUGGGGAGAAGGGUGUUGGCGCUGUGUAUUAUCUGAUUAAUGACAAUGAAAAUUACCGCCACGCAGGUAUCGCCCGCGUCGAAAUCAUCAACGACGCGCCCACCGUCACGCAGCGCCUCGGCGAGCACGGCUGGUGGUGGGACUGCUCGACCAUGGCCAAGUACGGCGACAUUGCCGCCUACCGGGACGUCAACAGCGACUACAUUUACGUCUGGGGCCAUCCGCCCAAGACGGUGACGGAGUGGCCGGCGACGGAGUACGUGUACCAGGCGCGGGUCAAGGCCAAGGACGCCUUCGAGCUGGAUCGAUACGAGUACUGGUGGGGGAGGAAGAAGGGGUGGCGGAGGGAGGUUCUGAAGGGGAGCGAGCAUGAUCCGGAGAGCGCGGUGAUGUGGGGGGUUGGGCAGGGGCAGGUUGUGUUUAAUACCUAUAUGAUAUGGGAUGACUGA